AUCAUAGUAAAAAUGACUUUUGUAAAAUUGUUUAUAGUUUUGCUGUUAAUUGCAGUCAUCAGUCUUGGUGAAGGUGCUAAAUUGGAUAAAAAAGGACAAGAAGCAUUUCGACGUCAGCAUAGAAAAAAUUUAGUCCACGACAAUAAUUUGGAAGCAGAUGCAGAUGUACCUCCAAAGCUAGUACAAUCUUGGCAAAGAUUCCAUGCUCAGAAUUAUAAAGACGACGCUGACAGCUUUGACAUUGAUAGUGUCGGUAGUGGCAAUACUGGUGAUUAUUAUGAGGCUGAAGAUGAUAUUCCACAAGGUUUAUUAAAGAAAUGGGCUAGAUUCCAUGCACAUAAUAAAGCUGACGGUGAUGAUGAAUUCGAAACGCCAAAGUCCACAGCAUCUGAUAUAUCACCGGAAUUAUUGCAGUCUUGGGUAAGGUUCAACGCAGAGCAUGAUAGCAAUGAAGGUGAACCAAUCUCUGUUACUUUCGAGCCUGUUGGGGUUACUCCGCUAGACUCAGAUGCAGAAGUUGUAGCUAAUACUGCAGUAACACACAUCCCAGCGAAAUGCUUUGUCGACACCAAGGGACAAUUGAAAAGAAAAUGCGAUGCAGCAAUUGCACGGUACAAUAAAUUACGAAAGAAUCGGAAAAUUCAACGAAAUCAAAGAGUUGAAGUAGACGAUGAUGAUGGUGAUGACGCCGACUAUGGUAGACAUGAUGAUGAUGAUAAUGAUGAUGAAGAUGAUACCGCUCAUUUAGAUGUCGCAGAUGUAGCACAUUUAUCGGCCUCACAUUCAAAUGUAGUAAAACCCAGCCGUUUGCAACGCACGUCGCCAGUCAACGGAAAGGCACUUAGAGGAAGCAGAGUGCAACGUAGACGUAAUCAAAUGUUACGUAGGCGACGUCAACAGGCUCAGAAACGUCGUCAGCAAACAGUUAAUCAAAAUCGCAAUAGGCGGCGUAGAAUACAACAACAAAAACGGAAGCAACAAAUACGUAGACGUAGGCAAAACCAAAAACGUAGACGACAACAGCAAAAACGCAGAAGAAUGCAGAAACGUAGGCAACAAAUCCGACGUAAACAAUGGCAAAUACGACGUCGUAACGGAGUGAACAGUAGUGCUUUUGCUGCAGCCCUCAACUAACGAUAAACAAAAACAAAAUUGUAUU
Molecule: messenger RNA, 1159 nt
Organism: Teleopsis dalmanni
Lineage: Eukaryota; Metazoa; Arthropoda; Insecta; Diptera; Diopsidae
Product: capping protein inhibiting regulator of actin dynamics-like
Exons: 2
Coding region: 13-1134 (373 amino acids)
Source: RefSeq, a predicted model, not a curated record